Nicotiana tabacum (common tobacco) is the source of this 1117-nucleotide messenger RNA. RefSeq lists its product as uncharacterized. Gene Ontology annotation, cellular component: small-subunit processome. NCBI's taxonomy places the organism in Eukaryota, Viridiplantae, Streptophyta, Magnoliopsida, Solanales, Solanaceae. The record is from RefSeq and is a predicted model, not a curated record.
UGACCCGCUCCAAAUCAGUGUUAGGGUUUCAGAAAGCGCACUACGUUCCCAGCUAGAAGCACUUGCUCGAUCACACAGUUGGAGAAUCAAAAAUGGGAAAAGCAAAGAAAGCCCCCAAAUUCGCGGUGAUGAAGAAAAUGGUUACUCACAAAGCUAUCAAACAGUACAAAGAGGACGUUUUGAACCCUAAUAAGAAAGAUUUGACUAAAGAAAAGCUCCCCAAAAACGUGCCUUACGUUUCGUCUGCGCUUUUCUUCAAGUACAACACAGCUCUGGGACCGCCUUAUCGAGUUCUGGUCGAUACUAACUUUAUCAAUUUCUCCAUUCAGAAUAAAUUGGAUUUGGAGAAAGGAAUGAUGGAUUGUUUGUAUGCCAAAUGUACUCCGUGUAUAACAGACUGUGUUAUGGCUGAGCUGGAGAAGCUGGGUCAGAAGUACCGUGUUGCUCUUAGAAUUGCAAAAGAUCCCCGAUUUGAAAGGCUUCCCUGCACUCACAAAGGAACAUAUGCUGAUGAUUGUAUUGUCGAGAGAGUUACUCAACACAAGUGCUAUAUUGUCGCAACAUGUGAUCGAGAUUUGAAGCGUAGAAUACGCAAGGUCCCUGGUGUACCAAUCAUGUACAUUACUCAACAUAAAUACUCCAUUGAAAGGUUGCCUGAAGCAACAAUCGGUGGAGCUCCAAGAUAUUGAGUACGUGUUUCGAGCAGUCAAACAAUGGAAUUUCCAAGACCUUGGAUAGUGGUUCGAAUUCCCAUCACGGCUGUCGCUGCAUAGAUUACCAGAUCUCGGUGCGUUGUGCAACGAAAAAUGCUGAAGUAUCAGUCGAAUCUCAAUUUUGUACCCGGUGGAUUGUUAUGUGUUCCUCAAUGAUAAAGAAAUAUGUUCGAUUUUGUUUAGUUAGUAUCUCUAGGUGCUGCCCCCGUGUGUCUUAAUUAAACAGCCAAUAGCGGUGUCCUAAGGCAUUCCAAACAGAACUAUAAUCCAUGCCUCCUUUAAUGUGUAAGGGGGUGUUAUCAACCUUGUCUGAUUUGGCCAUCUUUCCUUUGCCACAAUUUGUGCUCACAACAAACUCUCUUGCUCUGAUGAAUCGGAUUAAGCUGCCUCUGGUUACGACUUAA